Messenger RNA from Erinaceus europaeus (western European hedgehog), 1329 nucleotides. RefSeq names its product ubiquitin like 7 (gene UBL7). NCBI's taxonomy places the organism in Eukaryota, Metazoa, Chordata, Mammalia, Eulipotyphla, Erinaceidae. The record is from RefSeq and is a predicted model, not a curated record. Gene Ontology annotation, biological process: ubiquitin-dependent protein catabolic process. Gene Ontology annotation, cellular component: cytosol. Gene Ontology annotation, molecular function: polyubiquitin modification-dependent protein binding. Bases 162 to 1301 code for a protein of 379 amino acids. The transcript has 11 exons.
CAGGCCACCUGGCUCUCAGUGGGCGGGGCCGAGGCUCGGCCGUCCCAGCAUGCAGCGCGACGCGCCAGGCUUCCGGCUUCCGACUUCCGGCGAGUCUGGACGCGCCUGGGCCGGGCGCCUUCCGCGGGACGGGGAGGAAGAGGGAGCGAGGGCGAGAGGGGAUGUCUCUCUCCGACCGGCACCUGGCCGUGAAGCUGGCCGACCAGCCGCUGGCCCCGAAGUCUGUCCUCCACCUGCCCGAGACGGAGCUGGGCGACGACGCGCUGGGCGGCUGCAGCGUCUCCUUCCUGAAGCAGCUGGUCGCCGCCAAGCUGCAGGAGUCGGUCCCCGACCCGGAGCUGAUCGAUCUGAUCUACUGUGGCCGGAAGCUGAAAGACGACCAGACCCUCGACUUCUACGGCAUCCUGCCCGGCUCCACAGUCCACGUGCUGCGCAAGUCCUGGCCCGAGCCGGACCAGAAGCCCGAGCCCGUGGACAAGGCGGCUGCCCUGAGGGAGUUCCGCGUGCUGCACACGGCCCUGCACAGCAGCUCUUCCUACAGGGAGGCGGUCUUCAAGAUGCUCAGCAACAAGGAGUCUCUGGACCAGAUCAUAGUGGCCACGCCCGGCCUCAGCAGCGACCCCAUCGCUCUGGGGGUUCUCCGGGACAAGGACCUCUUCUCUGUCUUUGCCGACCCCAGCAUGCUGGACACGCUGGUGCCUGCCCACCCGGCCCUGGUCAAUGCCAUCAUCCUGGUCCUGCACUCAGUGGCCGGUGGCACUCCGCUGCCCGGGUCCGACUCUUCCCGUGGCCUGUCCUCCAGCUCCUACCGCGACCUGCCCGGUGGCUUCCUGUUUGAAGGCCUCUCAGAUGACGAGGACGACUUUCACCCUAGCGCCAGGUCCACACCCUCCAGCAGUGCCUCUGGCUCCCGCCCGGCCUCCCUGGGCUACAGUGGGGCAGCCGGCCCCCGGCCCAUCACCCAGAGCGAGCUGGCCACUGCCCUGGCCCUGGCCAGCACCCCCGAAAGCAGCUCCCACACGCCGACUCCCGGCACCCAGGGCCACUCCUCAGGCACCUCGCCACUGUCCUCCGGAGUCCAGUCAGGGACGCCUAUUACCAACGACCUCUUCAGCCAAGCGCUCCAGCACGCCCUGCAGGCCUCAGGGCAGCCUAGCCUUCAGAGCCAGUGGCAGCCCCAGCUGCAGCAGCUACGUGACAUGGGCAUCCAGGAUGACGAGCUGAGCCUACGUGCCCUGCAGGCCACCGGUGGGGACAUCCAGGCGGCCCUGGAGCUCAUCUUUGCGGGGGGCGCCUCCUAAUCCCCCAAAUACACCGUGAUGAACUGCA